AUGAAAUUCCUCAAACUUUUCUUUAUGUUGGCUAUGGUAAUGGCCUUGGAGGCCAUUACUCUAUCCACCAGCAUUAGCGAAAAUUCUGAUCAUCGUCGUCUGGCAGAUAGCCAAAUGCCGACCUCGUUUGGAGGAGCAGGUGGGUUUCGUCCUUUCUUCACAUGCGACAAACGCCCUGAAAUUUGCAGCAUCAAGGGCCAGUUUUGCUGCAACAGAAGAUGCGUAGACCUCAAGACAGACCAAUACAACUGUGGGAGGUGUGGCAGGACAUGUAACUACUCCAAGAUUUGCUGUGAAGGGAAGUGCGUGAGCCCGUUAUCCAACGAGAAGCACUGUGGAGGAUGCAACAAUAAUUGUGGUAAAGGAAGCUCAUGUCUAUAUGGUAUGUGCAGUUAUGCAUAA
Gossypium raimondii (Peruvian cotton) is the source of this 402-nucleotide messenger RNA. RefSeq names its product stigma-specific STIG1-like protein 1. The coding region runs from base 1 to 402 and encodes 133 amino acids. The transcript has a single exon. The record is from RefSeq and is a predicted model, not a curated record. NCBI's taxonomy places the organism in Eukaryota, Viridiplantae, Streptophyta, Magnoliopsida, Malvales, Malvaceae.